Messenger RNA from Lolium perenne, 354 nucleotides. RefSeq lists its product as uncharacterized. The record is from RefSeq and is a predicted model, not a curated record. NCBI's taxonomy places the organism in Eukaryota, Viridiplantae, Streptophyta, Magnoliopsida, Poales, Poaceae. Gene Ontology annotation, molecular function: nucleic acid binding.
AUGGACGUUGGGAACCAUACGAAGAUCCAUCACAUCACUGCCCAUGGAACCACAACUCUAGAAGUUGUCUACACCAAUGAAGAAGCUAUUGUGGAGCGAAUCCUAGCCAUGUAUGAGAAAUGGCUCGAGAAGGAGAAGAACAUGUUCGUUGGACUCGACCUCGAGUACACCCCACGUAGCACGUGCAAGCGACAGGAGAUGGCCGUCGUGCAAAUCGCCAUGCGGCAGCAUGUCCUCGUGUACCACUACAACAGUUCCUUCAAACAUUGUCAGGCUCUAAACAAUUUUUUUGAGCGCAAGGGUAUUACUUUCGCGAGCAUUGACACUAGGAACGACAAGGUCAUGCUUGCCUGA